This is a messenger RNA of Mycosarcoma maydis (corn smut), 1839 nucleotides long. RefSeq lists its product as uncharacterized. The record is from RefSeq and is a predicted model, not a curated record. Gene Ontology annotation, molecular function: flavin adenine dinucleotide binding; oxidoreductase activity, acting on CH-OH group of donors. Lineage: Eukaryota; Fungi; Basidiomycota; Ustilaginomycetes; Ustilaginales. The transcript has a single exon. The coding region runs from base 1 to 1839 and encodes 612 amino acids.
AUGACCACUCCUUUCACAGAAACUGGCGUCAAGGCCAACGACUUUACCGAGUUCGACUAUGUGAUUGUUGGAGGCGGCACAGCGGGUCUCGCCGUUGCCGCUCGACUCUCGGAAGAUGCUUCGGUCUCUGUCGGUGUCAUCGAAGCGGGUCUCUGGCGUCCCGAAGAUCCAAAGAUCAACUACCCUGCCUUUAUCGGUCAAACCCUCAUGAACCCGGACUACGAUUGGUGCCUCGAGACUGAGCCGCAGCAGCACUCGAAUGGACGCAAGUACAUCUGGCCGCGUGGCAAAGUGCUCGGUGGUAGCAGUGCACUCAACUUCCUCGUCUGGCAACGCGGCUACAAGGCCGAGUACGACGAUAUCGGCAAGCUUGGCAACGAGGGCUGGUCGUGGGACGACUACGCCUCUUUCUCUCGGAAGAGUGCUACGCUCGACAAGCCCUCUACCGAGCUGCAAAAAGCUAAUCUCGCCACGUGCGACGACGAGCUGCACGGCAAGGAUGGUCCUGUGCAGACAUCUUACAGCAAAUGGUAUACCGAGGCACAGAAACCGUGGUUCGAUGCACUCAAGAGCCUCGGCGUUCUCAACGUCUCGGACGGACUUGGUGGUAGCAACAGCGGAUUCUGGGUCUCGCCUGCGACGGUCGACUCCAAGAAGAGCGUGCGCUCCUAUUCGGCCAACGCCUACUAUGCUCCCAACGCCAGCCGCAGCAAUCUCAAAGUGAUUACCGGUGCACACGCUUCCAAGAUUGUCUUUGCCGACCAAAAGUCAGCCAGCGGUGACCUUGUGGCUUCGGCAGUCGAGUUUGUCGUCGACGGUGAGACCUAUACGGUCAAGGCUCGUAAGGAGGUGGUUGUUAGCGGAGGCACUGUGAACAGCCCUCACCUGCUCGAGCUAUCGGGUAUCGGCAAGGCAGAAGUGCUCAAGGCUGCCGGCGUUGAGCAGCGCAUCGAGCUCGACGUAGGUGAAAACGUGCAGGACCACAUCUACUGCACCAGCUCGUUCAAGCUCAAGCCUGGCUACAUCACAUGGGACAAGAUGCGACAAGACGACUUUGCCAAAGCUGCCAUGGAGCAAUACCACGCUGAGGGUGAGGAUCGCGGAAUCAUUGCCUCUGCCUUUUCCGGUUUCGCGUUUGUGCCUCUCAAGCAGUACCUUUCGGCUGAAGAGAUUGCCAAGAUCAAGAGCGACGUUGCGCAGGUUGACUGGUCCAAGUACUCGAAAGGUGUCCAAGAGACGGUCAAGAUGCAGCUCGCACGCCUCGACGACGAGCAGUGUCCCUUUACCGAGUUCAUCUUUGCACCCGGAUUUUUCGCAACCGCUUCUCCUCCUGCCGACGGACAGGAAUAUUACAGCAUUCUCUCGUGUCUUCAGCAGCCCUUCUCGCGCGGCAGCAUCCACAUUGCCAGCGCUGACGCCAAGCAACCACCCAAGAUCAACGCCAACUAUUUCAGCGUAGAUGCCGAUCUCGAAAUCCUCGCCAAGGCGGUCAAAUAUUGCGAGACCAUCACGUCCGCUUCGCCACUCAAGCAGAUCACCGUAGCCAGGCAGGAUCCCAACCCCGAGCAGUAUAGCUCGGACGCCGACUUUAGAGAGUUUACCAAGGAUCAAUCGGUGACAGAGUACCAUCCAAUCGGAAGCUGCUCCAUGAUGCCUCGCGACAAGGGCGGCGUGGUGGAUGCUAGGUUGAAGGUCUACGGCACGAGCAAUGUACGUGUCGCUGAUGCUUCGAUCAUCCCAAUCCACGUCUCGUCGCACAUUGUGGCUACGGUCUACGCCAUUGGCGAGAAGGCGGCGCACAUGAUCCGUCAAGAUGCAGCCAAGACGCAGAAGAGUUGA